AUGGAGUCUCCUCAAGUCUCACCGCGAGACGGAAAUCUUUUCCGAUCGUUCGGCUUCGGCCCCCAGUGCCCUGUUCCAUAUCCUACUGUUCACCAUGCCUUCAUAAACUGUGCGAAGCAGUAUCCUGAUACCGUCGCUGUCUGUGAUCUUUCCCAGAACAAAUCGGUCGAGGUCACGUAUGGUACGCUGCUUCAAUAUGCACAGUUCGUUGCACUACGACUUCAAAGUCAUGGUGUGGUCCCUGGCAGCAGGAUUGUCCUUGCGACAAAACGGAGUGUGGAGAUGGUCGCAGGUAUCCUAGGCAUCCUCAUGUGCGGUGCGCAGUAUAUUCCGCUCGACGGCGCUGUUGUUCCAGACCAGACACUGGCACAUGCGAUGAUUCAAUCUCAAAGCUCUGUAGCUUUGUGUACGGGUGCCUUCAGAUCGCGACUGCACUCUUUGCCACAGCUAUCCUCGGUUUUGGUUCUGGAGGAUCUACUUGCUGAGGCGGAGCAUACUGGGUUCCGGGCGGACACGACUCGUUUGAUUUGUGAGGGAGACGAGAAUUCAGGGUGCUAUGUGAUCUACACUUCUGGUACCACCGGAACCCCCAAAGGCGUCGAUGUCACGCACGGGAAUGUUACAAACGUCGUCUGCCAUGCGCCCGGCAAUCUGGGCAUGUCUCGUGGCUCGAGAGUGGGACAAGUAUUGUCCAUCAGUUUCGACAUGGGUGCCUGGGAAAUACUGGGGAGUCUCUGCAACAGCGCAACCUUGGUUUUGAGAGGGUCUGAUUGGCACGCGGCACUACAGCAGGUGGAUACGCUGAUAUGCACUCCGAGCAUACUCAGUCGAUACCGCCCCCAAGCCUUCCCCAAUAUCCGAUGCAUCGCCACGGCCGGAGAGCCAUGUUCGCAGAGCCUCGCCGAUAAAUGGGCUGCGAACGGAGCAACCUUCUACAACUGCUGCGGCCCAACAGAGGUCACCAUCAUCAAUACCAUGCAUAGACACAAAUUCGGCCAACAAUUAACCAUAGGAAGACCUCUCCCAAACACCAGCGUGUAUAUACUGGACGAUGAGCAACUUCCAGUUGCGAUUGGGGAGGUCGGAACUAUGUGGGCUGGUGGAGCAGGCAUCACAAGAGGGUAUCUCGGACAGCCUGAGAAGACCGCCGAGCGCUAUCGCUAUGAUCCUUUUGUUGACGAUGGUCACUCAAUGAUGUUCAAUACUGGCGAUUUAGCCCGCUGGCUUCCUGAUGGGAGCUUGGAAACUCUGGGACGCAAUGAUGAUCAGGUGAAAAUUAAGGGCUUCCGCGUCGAACUAGACGGUGUCAGCGCGUCACUGGCGUCGUGCCCGGGUGUAAUGGAGGCUGCCGCCAUUAUGGUGGAAGGAGACCUCGUCGCAUUCGUCACUCCUCAAGCACUCGAUUUGCAGGAAAUACAGAUGCACUUGAAGGCGAGACUACCGUACUAUGCUAUCCCAACACAAGUGCAUAGAGUGGAUGCGUUUCCGCUGACGCCAAAUGGCAAGAUCGACAAACGGGCGCUCGCUCAGUUAUGCCGUCCCCAAGACAAGACAUCGCAGUCUGAUACGGAAAUACUAGACGAGAAGAAGCAUGUUGUUCUAAACUCUUCUCGCGCAACAGUGUCAACCCGAUCAGAUUCAUCAGAGUCACUCUACAAACCCAUGCCGUUGGCGGAGAAGAAGAACCGCAAGGUCGUCCGGGGACUCAGAUACCGAAUCUUUAUUGUCUACCGGAGGCUUUUCACGCUCAUUUGGCUUGCCAAUAUUGCUGCGCUCUUGUGUAUUCUGUUCAUUCCAAAGAUUGGCCCCCAAUGGAUCUCAACAAUCGCCUUCAUCAACCUCACGAUUGCCGUCCUCGUCCGCCAGGACGCUGUCAUCAACAUUCUCUACACAAUCUGCUGCUCUGUACCAAAGUCAUGGCCAUUGGCAAUCCGCCGCCGGUGCGCAAAAAUCUACCAUCUUGGUGGAGUUCACUCGGGCGCUGCAAUGGCCGCUACGGCCUGGUUCGCCGGCUCUAUCGGGUAUAAUAUCUACAACCAGGUCAGCAAUGCCCGAGUGCUUGCAAAAGUCUCACCUGCGACUCUCACUCUUUCCCUAAUCGUGUUACUCCUCCUAUUUGCAAUGAUCGGCUUCGCAUAUCCAACCUUUAGAAAGAAGCGUCACAACACGUUCGAGCGCAUCCAUCGCUUCUUCGGCUGGACAAUCCUCGGUAUCAUCUGGAUCCAAACAAUCCUCUCUAUACGCGACCAGCGCGGCACACAAUCUUUGGGGCGGGCCGUCACCUCUUCACCUAAUUUCUGGAUGCUCCUCGUCAUAACCGCCAGCAUUGCAAGUUCGUGGGUCUUCCUCCGGAAGAUCCCCGUCGACGCCGAGGUCCUCUCCAAUCAUGCUGUGCGGCUUCACUUUGACUACACGAUGCCCGUCAACGGGACCUUUACGCGACUAUCCGAACGGCCUUUACUUGAGUGGCACUCAUUCGCGACUGUCCCAGCUCCAACCGCAGUAAACGGUAGACCGAAAGGGUACUCCUUAGUCGUGUCUCGCGCAGGAGACUGGACAGGACGGCAGAUCAGCAAGCCACCCACCCACCUAUGGGUCCGCGGUAUUCCCACCUGCGGCGUGAUGCGCAUCGCAACGCUCUUCAACCGCGUCGUCCUAGUAGGCACCGGCUCAGGCAUCGGCCCUCUCCUAGGCCACAUCCAAGUCCCAACUUGUCCAUUCCGGCUAGUCUGGUCGACGCCUAACCCCGUCGAUACAUUCGGGAAGGACGUCGUGGACGCGGUCUACGCCGCUGAUCCGGGGGCGAUCGUGCACGACACGAAGAAGCAGGGGCGGCCGGAUUUGGUGCGGCUGACGUGGGAUGCGGUGCAGGAGUUUCAGGCUGAGGCUGUGAUUGUCAUUUCGAAUGAGAAGUUGACGAAGAAGGUGGUUUAUGGGAUGGAGACGAGGGGCGUUCCUGCUUAUGGGGCUAUAUGGGAUAGUUAG
Messenger RNA from Aspergillus fischeri NRRL 181, 2985 nucleotides. It is a transcript of the gene tmpL, whose product is annotated as putative NRPS-like enzyme. NCBI's taxonomy places the organism in Eukaryota, Fungi, Ascomycota, Eurotiomycetes, Eurotiales, Aspergillaceae. The record is from RefSeq and is a predicted model, not a curated record. The transcript is spliced from 8 exons. Bases 1 to 2985 code for a protein of 994 amino acids.